GCACGCGGGUUCCCGCGGAGUCCGGCCGGUCUCGGUCCGCACCGCCCUGCCUGCGCUGCCGGUCCCGGUCGCGGUCUGCACUGCCGGUCUUGGUUCGCACCGUCCUGCCGGCACCGGGACACAGGCUCCCUGCCCCUCUCCAGGCCCGAUGGUCUGCCAAGAGAGCGAGUACCUGGAUGAGCAUCGGAAAUGCACGCCCUGCAGAAACUGCAUGCCUGGGCAGGAGCUUUCCAAGGACUGCGGCGACGGCAGCGGCGGGGAUGCACAGUGCGUUGCCUGCCCUCCCAGGAAGUUUAAGGACAGCUGGGGGCAUCACGGCUGCAAGCCCUGCCUCUCCUGCAGCCUCAUCAACCGCAUCCAGAAGUCCAACUGCACGGCGACGACCAACGCGAUCUGCGGGGAGUGCCUGCCGGGGUUUUACCGCAAGGCACGGAUCAGCGGGCAGCUGGACUGGGAAUGCAUCCCUUGCACCAAGCAGACGCCUUCCUCCGAGCCUCAGUGUCGGUCCAGAACAAACCUGGUGAAGGUAGCCGUCCCCACCGUACCGCCACAGGACACGGCCCUUCUUGCACUGACCAGCAGCGCCCUGGUCAUCAUCGUACUGGUGCUUCUGGCACUCUCCAUCAUCUACUGCAAGCGGUUUUGGAAGAGCCAGUGCCAGCGAGUCUUCCUGAGGACUCAGAACUUCUCGGGCCAGCGAGCAAUGUUCCCGACGGCAGCGGCGCCCGGCAGAUUCCUGUGCGAGGAGCAGAUGUCUGGUCCCUGCUGCCUGGGUGUGAAGAACCUGAGCCCCUGCUACAGGCAGGCAGAAGGCCCCGUGGAAGCGGUGCAGUUCAUUUCGGAUGGGGAAGCCGUGGGUCUCCAGCUCCCCUCUCUCCAGCCGGAGAUGGACUUGCCGCCGGCCAUCGCGGUCAGCGCUGCCUCCAAAGCUCAGCUGGGCAGGAGCCUCCUGGAAAGCCAGCCCCUCAUCCGGGCAUCAGGCCGCGGCGACUGCCUGGCCGGGGUCCUGCCGCCCUCCGACCCCCGGCAGGGCCAGGCGGGCACAGCGGAGGCGCUGGCCCCCCUCUCCUCCUGCGCCUCCGAGAUGCAGCACAAGUGGCCGCACACCCCGGUGGAGUGCACCGAGCUGGACCUCCAGAAGUUCUCCACCCAGGCGGAGUUUGUGGGCGGCGAGCGACCGGAGGACGCGGCGAGCCGGGUGGCACAGAGGAACCCGGCAGAGAGCGGUGGCACGGGGCGGGAGGGGGCCCGGCACCUGCCCUCCACCUUCCCGAAUCCCACCGCCGAAAGCGGGGAGCAGCCGGUGGAUGAUGCCCAGAGCCUCAUGACUCAGAUCAGCAGCACGGCAAAGGGUCUCCCGGUAGCAGAGCUGCCCCAUUCCUUGGUGCAGUCACUUGCCUUCUUGUUGGACCCUUCCUUGAACGGUGUGAAGAACUUCAGCCACGUGGCCCUGGAACUGGGGGUUGCACCCCAGUUGCUGGGACGGAUAUCUGGAUUUGAGCAGCUUGUCGCUCACUUCACCUACUCGGGAGAUGCGGUCACCAUCCCACUCCUGGCCCAAGCUCUGCAGCGGCUCCAGCGGUUCGAUGCCUUGCUCCUGCUCUGCGACCACUUUGCGCUCAGCCAGGCUCAGGGCCGCCAGCGCUAGAGAGGACGGGGAAGGGACGGAGGAGGCUCCAGGCACUGUGUGUACUGGUACGGGAGAGGAUCCGCUAGCCCUGCGGUCACAUAAUCUCUCUGGUGUGCACGUGGGGAGUACGUGGAGAUGGUCUUUGCAUCGCAGAACAGAAGGACGCGAGGGGGAGCAUUCCUGCGAGGGGGAGCAUCCCUCCUCGGGGGAGAGCCAGGGGGCUGCAGCCGUGCCUCCUCCCAGCCUCCCCAUGGGAGGGUUCGCUCAGACCCCUCCGCGGGCCGUUUUUCUCCAGCUGCGGUGACGGCCUUGUCUGGCCGCGGAGUGCCAUCGGUCACUGUGCCGCCCGUGCCGCGGUGCUCUCGCUCUGCAGUGAGCCCCUGUGCUGCCCCUGCUGUUGGCGUGGGGUCCCUCAGCCACCGGGCUCGGUCUCCGCAGGCAGCCACCCUCCUACAGGGCAUCACCUCCCUCCCAUUCCUGCUUUCCCGUCCUUCAUCUGGCCCGUGCUCUGCUCUCCCAGGUGCUGGUUGCCACUUUCCCACUUUACUUUUCGCUCGCUCCUCUCCCUCUCUGUUGAAGACAGUCCUCGGCAGAGGACCUGGCCAUGGCUGCUGUGCCAGGCUCUGGCCUUCGGUCUCCCUGUGCCACUCUGGCACCUUCCCCUUCGUGUCCUUUUUUUGAAGCAGUGCAGUUUUCUUGCAGGAGUCUCAGAUUGAUCCCCGGGGUGGGUUGAUGUAUGUCCUUCUUGCAGCUCGGUGCUGUGGCUGCUGGCCUGGGGAGGGUGCUGGCUCAGUCCCCGGGCUCCUGCCGUGCGCCCUGGUCCCGCGGACGUUCUGCUGACUGCCACCUCCGUGCGCCAGGGCUUUGCAAACCACCCGGCUGCUUCGCCACCAUGCCCCGGGGAGCAGCCAGCACCAGGCAGCAGCUGGAGGCUGAAGCCGUGACCGUGGCUGCCUCACAGUCAGCAGUGACGACCCUGUGCUGGUCAUGGCAGAGCCGCCUUGUUUUAAAACAAUCUUUUUUUUUUUUUUCUGCCUAAAAAUGACCUAAUUUUCUCAUUUCUGGGAGUAGCUGCUAGGGAGAGGAGCACCCUUCUGCUUUUAAUUUCUUCCUGGAGGAUUUGUCAGAGCUUGCAAUGGUCCCGCCUGUGCCGGGCGCCCCUGAUUUCACGUGUCGUGCCCUGGGGCUGGUGGCUGCAGGUCUCCGGGCUGUUCUGAAUCCGCCCCCAGCCUCUGGGGCAUUACACGGGGUUUUGCCCCCCCGAUGGACGGGCCUUGGGGGGGAUGCGGCGGGAGCCCGUGCCGGAGCCGAGUGCCGCUCCUGCCCGUCUCUCUGCAGUUUGGCAUGUCUGGCGGGGGCGAGUGCCUGCGCGCAGGGCGAGGCGGCGCGGGGGCGGCCAGGCAUGUGGGGAGCUGCCCCGGCGCGGCUGCCAGCCGGCGUGGGGCCAAGGCGGCGGUGCCGGCACCCGGCCGCGGAUGCCGUUCCUGCUGAGGUCAUGGGCAGAGCAGCCGGCGGGCGCCGGCGACCCGCAGCUCUCCGCGACCGGCCGGUCAGUGCCGAGCACCUUCAGGUGGCAUCCCAAUAGCGUCAGCCUGGGUUGUCCCGGGACCCCCGGGGCGGCAUCGCCGGGGCUGAGCCGGCGGUACUCGCUUCGUUGCUCCGUCCCGCAACGCUGCGGCUGGAUCCGGCGAGCGGUUUCUGCGUUCUCCCCUGUCACCGGUGGCCGUGGCCGUGCCGGCGGCGCGGCGGUCGCCAGCAAGCGGCACUGUUACCCUGCCGCCCGCCCGGGCACCCGCCGGGCAUCCGCGGCUGAGCUCCCAAGUUUUUUGCCUUUUAUCUGACCACAGUACUCGGAAAAAGCGGGCGACCUUCUGGGAAGGCAGCCCUUUCCUCAGAUCUGCCCGAACGCGGGUAUUAAUAGCUGCUGUUCUUUUUUCUUUUCCCCGUUAAAUGCUGUUAAGACUUGAACGCGCUCAGGAUGUGGUUAGAUAAGGGGAGGCACGGGCAGUUUCAGCUGGAUGUGACACUUUCUCUCCCCUGCUGUUUGUUUCUUCCAAAGUUAAGGUCGUUUUAUUGCUCUGUGCUCCGCAAGACCCAGAAGUAUUAGACCUUGUACCCAUUUUAGGCUGGGGUUAGUCAGGCGCUCGUUACAUGCUUGGUCUGUUACAGAGCAGUCAGGAAAAGUAUUGCUAAAGCAAACACAGCCCGGGGUCAGGGUUUUUUCAUUUGAGGUUUAUCUGCGGCAGGGAGAGAGCAUUUGGAUUAAUCACGUAACAAAAUGGAAUAAAUAUUUAAUCCGUCUGUGGACACGCUUAGUCACUUCCAGCGGGAGCGAAGAUAAAUUCACCUACAGUGUCUGAGUCAGAGCAUUCAUGCAGCUCAACUUGCCAGCUCUGGCUUUGAAGUUGGAACCGGUCUGGGUGGGUGGCUUGUCCUGUGUGUCCCUGUGUACGUGUGUCACCGGUGCCACCAGUGGGUGGUCCCUCGGGGUGCCCAGAGCCACGAGCCGGCCUCCUCCUGUCCCACGGCAGCAUCACGAGCAAGGGAUGGGCAGGAAUGGCUGUUAAAUUAAAAACAGUGAAUAAUGAGGAAAUCGUCCCACGUGUGUGCUGCAGGUCCUCGCAUUUGUCCCUCCUGCACGUGCUGAGCAGUUCUGCUGGUGUGCCAGUGGGUGGGCUCUGGACCCAUUGGAUGGAUUAUUUUUUAAUUUUUUUUUCUCCCUUUAAAGAAAUCAACCCCAUUCCCUUCAUAGUUUUUAAGGUAAACUAUUAUUUUUCAGCUGUUUGAUGUCUGAGCAAUAUUAUUCACCAUCAAAACUCAACCUCUGCCUCGAGGCUGAGGAGGUGGCCUGUAGGGUGGGCGUGUGCCGUGCCAUAUACAAUGUGUAGGGUGGGUUCGUGCGCGUCACAUACAAUGUGUAGGGUGGGUUUGUGCCCCUCUGGGUGCUGCCCCUUGAGCCCCAGCCGUGCCGCUGGGCACGCUGCCUGCUGCGCUGGGGUGGCAGGAGCUGGCAGUGCGAGGCAGGGGUGGUUUUAAGUGUGUUUUAACUGUUCUCUGUCCCACCCAGAGUCUCAUAUGCGGUCUCGGUGCAAGUCGCCGCAGUUGGUGCUCCAGGGAGGCUUGACCACACAUGAGAGCAUUGCAGGACAGGGAUUUUCAGCUGUGGAAUUUUACAUUACACAUUUUACAGCCCCAGCUCCCAAGGGCUGCUCCCCACUCUCACUGGUGUCCGUGGUGGGCACCCUCCUUCCAGCUGCAGUGACAAAAUCAGCUGUGUUUACAUGGGCCAAAACUUCUACAGGUGGCCUUUAACUCACCCCCCUGGGGACCCUUUUGGCUGGAUUGCCGCAAGCCCAGCUAAAGCCCUCGGGAGACGGGGAACCAUGAGAGCCUGAAAACAGGCAAUAACGCUGCAAUUUGGACAUCAGAAAUGUGGCAGUCCCUGGGCGGUGAAUUUCUUUAGCUGGGAACCAAUGGACUUGAUACUUGACUUUUGCUUUUUUAAUAGUAUUUUCAGCACAAUACAUGGAAUGUAAGGGAAGGAAAUUCCCAUAGCGCUGGAUCUCACGUUGCAGCAUCAGGAAGCUGUUCAUGCCAAGCUGGCAUGGCUCAAAAAGAGUUGAAAGAAAUCAAAUAAUUCAGCAUCUGUGCAAACUUUAGCUAGGGCUGAACAGUGGAAAUACUCUUGUGCAGCGGGAUUAUUUUUUUUACAAGUGAUUGGUUUUGACACCACUCUUGUCUGGAAGUCUGAUUUGCAGAGGAAUUUAUAUGAUAAGUUUAAAUCCAGCCCUGUUCUGGAAAGCUCUUAAGUGUAGACUUAAAAUAGGCAUAUACUUAAAUCCUAUUAAAGUGUUAAUUAAAAUGAACAAUUAGUACAUCCUUGGGUGCUUUUCUUGAACAGGGUGCUUAUAAGAAUUAUACCUUCAAUAUGCUCUUAGAGAAGCAGGCAAUACUGAAGAAAACUCAGUUUUAAUCAUCUGGGCACACUUCUCAGAAAAGUCUGCAAGUGUUAGGGUGAAAUGCCCUGUGUGUUUUGGAUUACUUAAUAAUGCAGACUCUGGUGCUUUUUUUUAGGAAAAUAAUAAAUACAUUUCUGUAGCCAUGGUUUACCUAGGGGAAUACAUGGUAUUUUUUAUGGUGGAUGUUAUUUUUCUUUAAGGUUAUGAAUAGGUUAUUUAUAUUUUUGUAAAUUCCGUGUCAUUACCAUUGUAAUUCUGAAGUAGAGUUGUUCCUGUUGUUUUGGGGGUGAUGUCUGUAUUCAAAUAAAGCAGUAGCUGAAGCUCCUGCCCUUUUCGUUAAACAAGGGGUGUGUGCGUGCCCCAUAUUCCUCCCAGACCUGGUGCUCUCGAAUGCUCUAUGUUUGUAGUUGAAUAAAUUUCAGAGCCGGA
Messenger RNA from Harpia harpyja (harpy eagle), 6018 nucleotides. It is a transcript of the gene EDA2R, whose product is annotated as ectodysplasin A2 receptor. Gene Ontology annotation, biological process: positive regulation of canonical NF-kappaB signal transduction; positive regulation of JNK cascade; tumor necrosis factor-mediated signaling pathway. Gene Ontology annotation, molecular function: protein binding; tumor necrosis factor receptor activity. Gene Ontology annotation, cellular component: plasma membrane. The coding region runs from base 149 to 1648 and encodes 499 amino acids. The transcript has 9 exons. NCBI's taxonomy places the organism in Eukaryota, Metazoa, Chordata, Aves, Accipitriformes, Accipitridae. The record is from RefSeq and is a predicted model, not a curated record.